Molecule: messenger RNA, 1433 nt
Organism: Monopterus albus (swamp eel)
Lineage: Eukaryota; Metazoa; Chordata; Actinopteri; Synbranchiformes; Synbranchidae
Gene: gja13.1
Product: gap junction protein alpha 13.1
Exons: 1
Coding region: 176-1036 (286 amino acids)
Biological process (GO): cell-cell signaling
Cellular component (GO): connexin complex
Molecular function (GO): gap junction channel activity
Source: RefSeq, a predicted model, not a curated record
CCAUCAGCAGCGUAUUGAUUAAAUAAUAAGUUGUGGUUAAUGUUUCAGUGAAUAAAGUGUAGUAUAAAGACGCUGAAAACUAAAUGAAGAUUUUGUUCCAUGUAUUAGCUUGAGUAUUUACUCUGUAUUUCCCUUCUUUUCAUCUCAAAUCAGUAACUGAAGAUCCCUAAUAAAGAUGGGAGACUGGGGAUUCCUGUCAACGUUGCUGGACAAGGUCCAGUCCCACUCCACAGUUAUUGGGAAGAUCUGGAUGAGCGUCCUCUUCCUCUUCAGGAUCAUGGUUUUGGGUGCGGGUGCUGAGAGCGUCUGGGGCGAUGAGCAGUCAGGUUUCAUCUGCAACACUCAGCAACCUGGUUGUGAGAAUGUCUGCUACGACUGGACCUUCCCCAUCUCGCAUAUUCGCUUCUGGGUCCUCCAGAUCAUCUUUGUCUCCACGCCAACGUUGGUCUACUUGGGCCACGCCAUGCACGUCAUCCACACAGAGAAAAAGAUGAGGGAGCAUCAGUUGAGCAGUGGUGGGACACGGUCGCUCAAAGUGCCCAAAUACACAGACGAGAAGGGGAAAGUGAAGAUCAAGGGGAACCUGCUGGGAAGCUACCUGACUCAGCUCAUGGCCAAGAUCCUUAUUGAGGCUGCCUUCAUAGUGGGCCAGUACUACCUUUAUGGCUUCAUCAUGGUCCCCAUGUUCCCCUGCUCAAAGAAGCCCUGUCCCUUCACUGUGGAGUGCUACAUGUCUCGACCUACUGAGAAGACCAUCUUUAUUAUCUUCAUGCUGGUAGUAGCCUGCAUCUCUCUGCUUCUCAAUGUCAUUGAGGUGUUCUAUCUGAUUUGUACCAGGGUCAGAUGUAGACCCAAGCAGCCCAGCCGCAAGUUUACCUCACCAGAAAACCCUGCCAACCUGUCAGGUUCCAGGUGGCCGACUACAGAGGAUGCACUCAAGCAGAACGAGAUAAACAUAGAUCUAGAGAGCAGCCAGAGUAUCAGAGGACACCUGGAUGGAGCCAAAGAGGAGAAAAAGCUACUAAGUGGUCAUUAAAAACUACGGAUGUGGCAAUUAAAAUAUUUUUAAAUGCCCUAGCUUCAGAUUUUCCCCAUGAUUGCUUGUUCAGACACAUCUAAGAAACUGAAGUGAAGUUUUCUGUCAGUGUGGACAGGAUAUCAGGGAAACUCUUUAUCAUUGUCUAGUAAUAUGACAGUCCUGAGAAAAGUCUGCAUAAACUGGCAACUGUUUUAGAGUGACAUUGUUGGAAUUUUACAUUCAUUUUGUAUUUUAAAAUGAAAUAUAACAAUGAAAAGUGGUAAACACUGAUGAUAUAUUUAUGUUCUUAGGAUGAAAGCGAGUGAGCAGAAUUGUGUCUGUGUCCAGUUAUUGAAUGUGUUUAAGUUAUUGCCAAGUUUAUUGUCCAGGACUUGAACAUAUUUGCUUACUGAAA